GAUGUUUCUCCACCUCUACUUUUGGGGCUGUUAAAAUGUGUUUGUUUUGUAAUUAACUGCAAUAAUUUCAAGUUUUGAACUGCAAGAUAAUUUGAAAAAAAUAGUUAAUCUGCAUUUUAGAAAAAGCAGAAGAAAAACCGAAAAUUAAAUGAAUAAAAGUUGAAGAAAAGUGAAAAGGAAAAGGCGUGUUGUGUGCUAUACUGCCAAUACUAGAAAAUAGAAGCAAAGCAAGAGAUUAAGCGUGUCCUGUAUGUACAUAUGUGUGCGUGUGCGCCUUUAAGAUUUUCCCCGAUGUGCUCAUGAAUUUGUUGAUAAAAAUUACCGCAAACAAAAUAAAAAGCGUUCGUGUGUGUUAUAAUUUAAAAUUACAACAAAAUGUGUCGCAUGUGAAUAAAUUGAUAAUGCCCAAAAUGGUUCCGACAACGAUAACGGUACUUUAAUGCUUUUCCGCACACAUUCUCACACACACACAUACACAGCCACGCACACACAGACACACACUGCCAUCAGCGAAUCUUCUUCGCCGACAUCGCAGCCGCACCUAAGUUCAUAUGUAUAUGUAUGAGUGUAUUGUGGGUGUAGUUGUAUGUAGAUAAAAGCAAAUACAACAAAAAUAAGUCUCAUCCCCAGUGAUAUGCAAUAAAAAAACAUACACCAAAAUAUAUUUAAACGCAAAAAUUAAAGAAAUAAACAAUCGAAAUUUUAUACAAGUGAUGUGAAAUAGCAAUACACACGCAGCAGCAACCAACAUAUGUACAUAUACGUACACACACAUACUCACAUACAGAUGCCCGCACAUACACGUACAACCGAAAAAAGCAUAGAGAGCGAGAGAGUGUGAGUGAGCGAGAAAAAGCGAAGGAACGACAAAAGGAAGAAGAAGAAGCAGCACACAGCAUCGGCGCAUGGCGUUGCGGGAAGAUUGAAAAUAAACGUGUAGUAGAGAAUUUUUGAAGCACACUCAACCAACCAACCAACCGCCCACUGCCGCCAUUCUCUUGCCGCCGCCAACGCUAACGCCGCAUACAUACGUACACACACACACAUACAUACAGUGAAACAGAAUCGUAUGCGCGAAAAGUGUAAACCGUGCACAGUUGCUGCUGUUGUUGCUGUUCCUGUUAGCCGCCGCCAAAGGACGAUAGACGCGACGGCGACGAAGACGAGGAGAAUAACAACAACGACAACAACAAGAACGAGACGGCGAAGGAGGACGACGUGUUGUUGUUGUAGCUGUUAAAGCCAACGCAAAUGGCAGACCCUCUAAGCGGGCCCUGCUUUUGAGACAUGUCGUAAUGGCCAGAGAGGAGUCUCGCGGCAAGCGACCACUGAAAAUUUGGGAUAGUUGGCGGAAUGUGCGUAAGGGCGUCGUAGUUGGUACAUUUGAGGAGCUAUUGGUGCGCGGCAAGGAUAAAUUGGGGGUUCCUGCUUCAGAACCUGUUCGCGUUGUUCUGGAGUGUGAUGGAACCCAAAUCGAGGAUGGCGAAUACUUUCGCACCCUGGCCAACAAUACGGUUCUCUUGCUGUUGAGGCAGGGCGAGCGAUGGUAUCCAACGGGUGUGGAUGUCAUAAAAGCUGCUAUAUCAGCUAUACCGAAAAUCGUCUGUGAGACGAUCCAUGCACUGGAACUGCAUGAUGAGACACCAUCGUGGAAGAUUAUGGAUAAUAAAGGGCGUGUCACGGUCGUAUUGCACUGGGAUCAGCGCCAAGGUGGCGGAGGAGGAGGCGGCGGCGGCGGCGGUGGCGGUGGAGGAGGAGGAGGUGGUGGUGGUGGCGGCGGCAUGUGCAUGGGCGCCGGUCUGGGCAGCAGCAACGGGUUGCUGUCGUCCGACAAGUAUUCGCCCUCGAAGAAGGGUCUCUCCGCGCAAAGUUCGUUGGACAACAAGUCGGUGUCUUCGCAAUCGUCACAGCCUCGCUACGCCAGCCCACAAAUAACGGUCAUUAGCGACGAGGGACCGGCGAGCAUUUACCAUCCGGGCGGCGUUGUCCUGCCCCCGGGUGUUGUGAUACCCGGCAGCGGCAGUCGCCGUCUGUCCAAGCAGGGCGGCUCCUUCGACAGUGCUGUGGGCGCAGUGCAUGUGCAUACGCCGGAGUGUGCCCAUCAUGCGCACACGCCCAGUCGGGCGGGCAGUCCCAGCACAACGGAAUGCGACUUCCAUUGCUGUGCCCUGCAUGAGGAGGGGCGCAAGAUAGCGGUGCACAAGAGCGUGGCCACGUCGCCCAUUCAGGACGGCAGCAGCAGUCCGCAACCGCAUCAACAGCAACAGCAGCUGCAUGCGCAUCAGGCGACGCUGGGAAUGUCGUCAUCGGUUAUGGAUCCUAUGCUGGGCGGCAGCGGCAGUAUGCAGCGUCGCUCAUCCGGCGCCAAGGGUCAUGUACGCUUCCUGGACAUUGCACCGGAGCGCGACAGCUCGGAGAGCGAGACGGAGAACACGGUGAUGGAGGAUGAUAAGACGACGACGGAGAAGUUCUUGCUGCUCAUCGAUCAGCUGUCUGUCGAUCAGAAGCGUCACCUCAGCAUCAAGGACAUCGGCAUCAUACUGGAGCGCCUCAACUCAAAGAUUCUCGAUGUGGAGCGACUGGAUCGUGAGUCAGAGUCCGAUGACUGCUACAACUGGACGAUAAAGGCGACAAUACGUGGCGAUGCGUUACGCGAACUGGGCGUCAUCUACAAUGGCAACUAUUAUGCCAUAUCCGAGCAUCCUGGCUACAAGGAGGAGCUGGAGGAGAACGGCGAGGAAGUCGAGGAGGAGGACGAGGAGGAUAGAAUUUAAAGAAAAGAAAAAACCAAAAACAACAUACAUACACAGCUAACAGCUAACAGUUAAAAAUUAACAUUUAAAACCGAAGAAACGAACCCGGAGAAGAAGAUGGUAUCAAUAAUUAGCGCAUUUUAGACAAACAACAAAGAAAUUAAAUUAAAAAAAUAAAUACAAAAACGAAAACGAAAAGAAGUCGUGAGCAGUGGCAAGCGGCAAGUGUCGUUGCAACUGCCCUCAGAUCAAGCAUAAUUCACGUAAACAUAUAAAAUUAAUAUGAAUUAUAAAUAAACAAAACAAAAAUAAGGCAACCGCACAUUGUAUAAUAGUGAAGUAAGCAUAAAAGUGAAUUACAAUUUUCGCAAUACACAGUGUUAAAAGAAAUGACAAUGGAUUACAAAAUCAGAAUGCAAUGAAAGUGAAGCGCAACAGAGAGAGAGAGAGAGAGAGAGAAAGUAAAGAGAAAGCAUGUAAACUAAAGUAUUGUAGCAUUUAGCGAAUUUGUCAUUGUCGGGAACCGAUGAUGUUGCAGCGAUUAGCGAUAAGCUAUAAACGAUGAGCGAUACCGAACCGAAAGCACAUACUACCAAAUACUUUAUGUUACUAUUAUUGUUGUUAUUUUGUGUGCCAAAAAGAGCCUAGCGCAUGCCUUAUUUAGUUGUAACCCCACCCAAAGAAUCCUAUCGACUUAUAUACAAUAUAUAUAGAUAUACUAUAUUGAUGUAUGUAAGUGCACACACAUUUCUGUACAAACUGAAAACUCCACUCUACCCCCAUCCCCCCAUCCCAUACGAAAAGGUACUAUAUGUAUAUGUAUAUACUAUAUAGAUCGAUUUAUCAAAUGAUCAGUUAUACUCGUAUAUUACAAACACACAUACCAUAGUUUACUGUAUGUAUGUAUGUAUUCGAAGAGGCAGGCCUUUAUUGGAAUAUGUACCUUAUUGCAAAAACACUGGCCAAAAUGACUUCAAGUGCCACAAGAUCACGAUCGCGAUCACGAUCAGCACGAUUUGUGUAGUUCCUCAGUUUCGAUUCCUUGAUCAGCAGCACAUUGGUAUUAUCCCAUUUACUUGCAGUUGCUUUCCGUGGCUUCCAUAUGUGUUGUUCGAACUUGUAUUUUAAGUGCAUACUAAUAAUUAUGUGUAAUGUUAUUAUAUCCCCACAUUCCCCACGAAAUCAGCAUUUCAAAACUGCCGUUAUUUGUAGUGUUGUAAAACGUUAAAAAUCGCGCACAACCAGCCAAAAUGCAUUUUUUUGGCAUUAAUCAUAAUACAAAAACCAAAUCGUAACAAUGAUCAUCUGGCUCGAUGACAAUUGACGUAAUUAACUGUAGUUAUACUUACAUUGUAGAAAGAAACCAAACCAAAAGAACAAACAAAAAAAAAAACAAAAGAAUCGAAAGAAAUGUGAAUCACCUACACAUUUUAUAGCAAUGAACACAUCGUGUUUUCCUCGUCCCCUCGCCCAUUUUACCAUUUCGUAUGAAAUCCCCAUCCCAUCUCUCCCUGACUUACUUUCCUACCAAAUAUCAGAGAUGCGAGGAUUCCAUUGUGUAAUUAGAAAUUAUAUAUGUCUAAAUGCCAAAUUACAUAUACAUACAAAUGAAACACUGCCAACAAAAGUCGUAACAAAUUUUGCAUUUGUUAUGUUAUUGUUAAAAAAGUAAUUGAAUUUUCAAAUCGGUUGAGCAUAACUUUCCCAAACAAAAUAAAACAAAAACAAAAGAGAAAAGCCCAAUGUCCUUUGUUUCUCAAGUGUUCGAUGUCGAUCCCAAAAGUGUCUCGAGUUAUAAAUAUAAAGCGCAACAGCAGAUGGUUCUUAGCAAGAACAGAUCCAAAACAAUAUAACAACAAGUAUAUAAUAACAAAGCCAAACCAAACCAAAAACACAAUUAAAAAUAUAUGUAUGUACAUCCAUUAAAAAAAGUAAAAGGAAAAAAGCAAAGCAAAACUCUCAAGAAUGUUAUUGUAUAAAUAAUGGGAAUAAUGUAUUGUACAAAUGUUUCGACACUGAUCGAUUCUCACACUUAUCGUUUAGGUCGUGUGAUGUGUUGUGACUCCGUUUCAAGUGCUGCUAGAUAAGCGUUCCAAAUCCAAUUUCAAUUUCAAUCGAGAACAUACACAGUAGUUAUCGCAAUAGCGAUACAGCUGCCAACAACCAACCUAGCAAUAUAAUUAUUAAUAUUACUGAAAGCUGCCAUUUAUAUGGCUUAUCAGCUCAGCGCAGCGCAGCUCAGCCACUUGUUGCUCUUUUGUCGUCCGAUUGCAGGCGUCCCAUAUUCUGACCUUUUCUUAUCAGCACUCGAACGAACAUAGUGAAAUCAUUACGGGAACGAGAAGAAGAACAACUACACAGCAACAGCAACCGAUUUCUAUUGAAUAAAAUCAAUUUUUAAGAAACGUUUGUCCAAGGCACAAAAUACCAAGCAAAUAAAACAGAAGAGUAUUAAAACGAAACGCAAACAAAGCAUGUACUAUAAAAAAAAAUAAAAAUCAAAUUGAUAAUUGAUUAUGAAAUGAUAAUAAACGCAAAUGAGUUAAAGAAGAGAAUGGAAAACCAGUAAACGAAAUAAUAACAAAUAAAAACCACAACUCACAAUUAGUAACAAAAACAAAAAAACAAACAAAACACAUAACAAAAGCCAAAAAAAAACAAAAGGAAGAAAAAACGAAUUCAUUAGCGUUGUUUUAAUUUAUUAGUAAGUCAAGAACAAAAACAAAAACAAAAAAAACGUGCAAACAAGAAUGAUAUAUGAUAUAAGAAGACGAGAGAGGAGAGUUCAGCAGAGGGAGUAGAGUAUGGAAGAAGUCGAGAAGUGCUACAGAAAAAAACACGGGCACUAUUAUAUAUAUGAACAAGUAUAAAUACCUAUACAUACUCAAAUACAUUGCAUUACAUUAUAAUAAGAGAACUCGCAGUAUAUAACAUAAAUGAAAAUGAAAACCAAAAAAAAAAAAAAAAAAAAACAA
Drosophila nasuta is the source of this 5728-nucleotide messenger RNA. RefSeq names its product DNA fragmentation factor-related protein 2 (gene Drep2). The transcript is spliced from 3 exons. The coding region runs from base 1296 to 2774 and encodes 492 amino acids. Gene Ontology annotation, biological process: regulation of apoptotic process; apoptotic process. The record is from RefSeq and is a predicted model, not a curated record. Lineage: Eukaryota; Metazoa; Arthropoda; Insecta; Diptera; Drosophilidae.